Messenger RNA from Amaranthus tricolor (Joseph's coat), 885 nucleotides. RefSeq names its product dehydration-responsive element-binding protein 2E-like. NCBI's taxonomy places the organism in Eukaryota, Viridiplantae, Streptophyta, Magnoliopsida, Caryophyllales, Amaranthaceae. Gene Ontology annotation, biological process: positive regulation of DNA-templated transcription; response to stress. The transcript has a single exon. The record is from RefSeq and is a predicted model, not a curated record. Gene Ontology annotation, cellular component: nucleus. Bases 36 to 827 code for a protein of 263 amino acids. Gene Ontology annotation, molecular function: transcription cis-regulatory region binding; DNA-binding transcription factor activity.
GUUCUGGAAUAAGAGUACAUGCUAACAGAGAACCUAUGGUUGUGUACAGAGGAUAUAUGAAUGGACGAAGGCGGCGAAAUGGGUAUAAAUCAGUGGCACAAAUUCUUGAAAAAUGGAAGAUUCACAAUCAACAAAUGGGCAAUUCAUCAAGCAUUGAUGAAGCCAAGAAAAAGGUACAAAAGGGUCCAGCAAGAGGAUCAAGAAAAGGGUGUAUGCCUGGUAAAGGAGGCCCUGAAAACUUGGAUUGCACAUUCAGAGGUGUAAGGCAAAGGACAUGGGGCAAAUGGGUUGCUGAAAUUCGUGAACCCAUCAACUGUAGUGCAACUACAGAGUAUAAUGAACAGAGAAAACGCAGCAGAAGAUUAUGGUUAGGAACUUUCUCUACUGCCAUUGAAGCAGCCUUAGCUUAUGAUGAAGCAGCUAAGGUUAUGUAUGGCCCUUCUGCCAUUCUCAACUUUCCUAUUCCAAAACAAGAUGAUUGUAAUUCAAACAUUUUAGGUCCUGAUUCUCAUACAACUAAAGGAUUUGAAGAAGAACAAGAGAAAAACCAGCUUAAAUCAUCCAUGAAUUUAGGGUUUGAUUACACCCAAGAAUGGAUGAUGGACCCAAUUGGAGAUCCUAAUUUGGGGUUGAAGCAAGAAGAACAGCAUGAUUAUGGGUUUAUGGAUGAUCAUCCAUUGUUUUACACUGACUCUUGGUGUCAUACCAAGUCUUCUGUUGAUGGUAUUAUGUCUAACUACAAAUUACAACCCACUUUUAGUGGUAAUUUAGGCUUUGAUUUCAUCAAUUCUUCUGAUGGGAUCAUGUCUAACUACCAGUCUUGUUGAUGAAUUAUACUAGGAGCAGCACAAAUGGUUCAGCAGAGGGUUUUUUUUUAUGCUUGGU